Molecule: messenger RNA, 2662 nt
Organism: Cannabis sativa
Lineage: Eukaryota; Viridiplantae; Streptophyta; Magnoliopsida; Rosales; Cannabaceae
Product: probable WRKY transcription factor 31
Exons: 5
Coding region: 347-2275 (642 amino acids)
Biological process (GO): regulation of DNA-templated transcription
Molecular function (GO): DNA-binding transcription factor activity; sequence-specific DNA binding
Source: RefSeq, a predicted model, not a curated record
UGGGUGAUAUAUGCAAGUUUACAAAUAACAUGACAUGACUAUUUGUUUUUAAUACCCUUAAAAAGAUAUAUAAAAAUGAAUUUUUCAGAAAGAAAUUAAAAAAAAAAAAUAAGAAAGAGAUGUGUUUAUUUUCAAAUCUAAGAAAUAGAAAACAUUUUAGCACAAAUACCACACCUCUGAUCUGUUGCUAGUACUACUACUAUUUGGUCUUCUUCUAAAGUCUCAACUUCCCUUUUUUAAUGCCUAGUCCAUUGCAUAUCAUUCAAAGAUUUGACACCUCUCUCUCCCUCUCUUUCUCAUCCUCUCUCUUUUCUGUUCUUUCUCUCUCUAUAAUUUUUCUUGAUUUAUGGCCAAAGGAAGUGGACUCCCCAUUGAUUCAGAUCCAAUUGGUUUCUUUAUCCAUAAACCUACAGUACUCAACUCCUUUGAAGAAGACUUCAACAACAACAACAAGAUCAGUAAUAAUUCUAUUAAUUCCAUGGAUGCAAGCAGUACCAUUCAUCAUCAUGAAAGGUCUCCUCCACAUCAUCACCACCAUCAUCAAACUCUUCAGUUCCCAGUCAACCUCAAUUACACCCACCACAAAGAUAACAAUUCUCCAGAGCCAUCCGAUGAGAAAAAUAACAAUAAUAAUCGGACGGUCAUUAUCAACGAGAUGGAUUUCUUUGCCGAGAACAGAAACCGGGAUAUCAAGCCUUCUCCCUCCUCCUAUCAUGAUAUGAUUGAUCAUCACAAAAGUUUUAAUGAACAAAUUGAUAUAGACAUGAAUGUAAACACUGGUUUGAAUCUUCUCACAACAAACACGAGUAGUGAACAAUCAAUGGUAGAUGAUGGUGUAUCAAACGACGCAGCUGCAGAGGACAAAAAGCCCACAACUGAGCUGGUGGUUCUUCAUACUGAGUUUCAACGAGUGAAAUCUGAGAACCAGCGAUUGAAAAUCGCGCUUGACCAAGUGACCAACAGCUACAACGCUCUACAGAUGCAGCUAUACAUAACGCAAACUGGAAAUAAGUCCGAUGAAAAAGUAUUAGAAGAUGGUAAUAAUAAUAAUAAUGAUCAUGAUGAUGAUCAAAAUAUUAAUCUUACAAACGGUACUAAUAUUAAUGAAGGAAAAGUACAGCCAGUGGUGCCGAGGCGAUUUAUGGAUCUUGGGCUUGCCAAUAAUGGAGAGGCAGACGAGACCUCACUGUCUUCAUCGGAAGAAAGAAGAUCGGAAUUGGUGAAAAAUGGACACGGCGGAGAUGAUCAGAUGGAAAAGAAGGAAGUCAACCGAGCAUUAAUUGGGAGAGAAGAUAGUGAUCCAGAUCAAUCGUCUCAAGCUGGUUGGGUUCCAAACAAGUUGCCCAGAACGACGUCGUCUGGCUCUGUCAAAGAUUCUGAUCAAACUGAAGCUACUAUGCGAAAGGCUCGAGUUUCAGUUCGAGCUCGAUCCGAGGCUCCAAUGAUUGCUGAUGGUUGUCAAUGGCGUAAAUACGGCCAAAAAAUGGCAAAGGGGAACCCAUGUCCUCGAGCUUAUUAUCGAUGCACCAUGGCUGCUGGCUGCCCAGUUCGAAAGCAAGUACAAAGAUGUGCAGAAGAUCGAACGAUCCUGGUGACAACAUACGAAGGCAAUCACAACCAUCCAUUGCCACCUCCAGCGAUGGCGAUGGCGUCGACAACAUCGUCGGCCGCAAGAAUGUUGUUAUCUGGCUCCAUGUCUAGCUCAGAUGGCAUAAUGAACUCAAACUUUCUAGCAAGGGCCAUGCUUCCUUGCUCCUCAAGCAUGGCCACUAUAUCAGCCUCAGCACCAUUUCCCACUGUUACAUUGGACCUCACUCAAUCCCCCAACCCAUUACACCUCCAAAAGCCACCUCAACCGCCGCAAUUCCACUUAGCUUUGCAGCAAAACGCAAGCUCGGCCACCACAGCUGCAGCCGCAGCAUUACUGCCUCAAAUCUUAGGAGGUCAGGCUAUUUACAACAACCAAUCCAAAUUCUCUGGCCUUCAAAUGUCCUCACUUGGACAAGAAAAUAGUUUGGCUCCAACAACGGUGGCAGCUCGUUUAUUAGGCCACCACUCCUUUUCCUCUUCUUCCCCGCCACAAAACUCUUUGAGUGAAAGUGUCAAUGCAGCCACCGCUGCCAUUGCCGCCGAUCCCAAUUUUACAGCUGCUUUAGCCGCCGCUAUCACCUCCAUCAUUAGUGGGACUCAUUCGAAUAACGUGAGUAACAACAAUAAUAACAAUACCAAUAAUAACGGAAAUAAUGUCAAUGUUACCAAUAGCAACAGCAGCUAGCUUGUUUGAGCUUAGCUAGUAUCUAUAGUAUUAUAUAUAUACCUUAACGGGAGCUUGCCGAUUUUUAUUUAUUUUUUCUUCUUUAUUUUGCUUCAUUAUUUUUUGAGAGAGAAUUUUUCUUUUCUUUUCUAUAAAGAACAACAAAAAAUAUGUGAAAAUAUAUAGUUUUUUUUUUCAGUUAUUUCUCCACAUUUGUGGCAGGACACAGUUGGAUUAAACACAACUGUUUUUUUUGUUUUCAUUCUUUCUUGAUAAUAAUGUAACCAAGUGUUGCAGAAGAAGAAAUAGGAAAAAAUGAAGAAAGGGAAGUUUAUUUAAUAUUUAUCUAGAUUAUUCAAUGUGUAUUAUUAAUGUUUAUCCUACGAGAAAAACGAAUAUAUUUAUUUA